Molecule: messenger RNA, 975 nt
Organism: Suillus fuscotomentosus
Lineage: Eukaryota; Fungi; Basidiomycota; Agaricomycetes; Boletales; Suillaceae
Exons: 6
Coding region: 91-612 (173 amino acids)
Source: RefSeq, a predicted model, not a curated record
UUUAGACAAGGACCCCGGUUCAACCAAUCUUAUGUGUCAUUAGCGCUCUGCAGGUCAUACACAACUAAACAACGACAGUCUAUCGAUAGCAUGGACAACUCACCUCUUCUGCCACGACCGAUACACAUAGACUCAUCGAAACUGCAGAAAGGGCAACGCUUAGCGGACAAAGUACCCGAUGACACCAAUAAAAACAGAGCACCAGCUAUACCUCGUGGAAAAUUCAAAGAAAAAUUUCAAGUUAUGAGGGAACGCUUCGAUCAAGUUGUAGGGUUACACGAGGAGCUUGUAAGAGAUCUUGAGCUUGCAAAUGCACGCAUGCAGAAGCUUCAAGCUGAGAACGACUUGCUUCUUGAUGCUAUAAAUCUUACAGUUCCAGCAACGCCUUCCCUCAUGCAUCUCACGCGUCCCUCUCCGGCACUAUAUUCACACCCUGUAGCACCUCCAGCGGUACCGGCACCGCCUCCACCUCACCACAUGAAUGGGCACAGUGUUCCACAUGCUAACGGGAGGUAUCGCCCAGUAGACCCACAUGACAUCACACCUUCGGAGCGGGAUCGUGGUCGCGAAUACCGGGAUAUUCCUCAGGAAACAGCGAACGGGCGCUUGUGAAUACGAGCCGAAUGCGUGACUUUCGAUUGGAACCCGUUCAUAACCUUAACGUUCUGUCACGCUCGUCUUUUGUGCGAUUGGCUAACAAAGUGUCGGUUCUUGAUCUCCCCUUAUGCGGACUGGUGGAGGGAAAAUAGUACUUCCUGCUGGUAUAGAGAUGAAACUUGACGAUAUACUUAUCGGCCUCCAACUUGAUCAAGCACCUUCAUUUAGUCAUCCAUCAAUGCUACCAUGCGUGCGACACGCGCCUUGAUUAAUCCACACGGAUAACUUUGAUAGACUGUAUAUUUUUUACACCAACAAUGUCAACGUCUCGACAUUCAACGUUCAACGUUAGCCCAGCCACAGACACAGCGUGCCUAG